Molecule: messenger RNA, 2500 nt
Organism: Vollenhovia emeryi
Lineage: Eukaryota; Metazoa; Arthropoda; Insecta; Hymenoptera; Formicidae
Product: ribonucleoside-diphosphate reductase large subunit-like
Exons: 11
Coding region: 133-2373 (746 amino acids)
Biological process (GO): deoxyribonucleotide biosynthetic process; DNA replication
Cellular component (GO): ribonucleoside-diphosphate reductase complex
Molecular function (GO): ribonucleoside-diphosphate reductase activity, thioredoxin disulfide as acceptor; ATP binding
Source: RefSeq, a predicted model, not a curated record
CGGGCACGUCACUUCCGUUUCGCGGUAAAACCACGGUUAACUGUUUGGACCGUACCGGUUGCUCGUCGUAGCGAGGAUCGGUGGAAAGAAGAGUAUCUGCUGCGACGCUUCAGGAGCGUUCGAGGAGGCAACAUGCACGUGCUCAAGCGCGAUGGACGUAAGGAGUCUGUGCACUUCGACAAGAUAACCGCGAGAAUCGAGACGCUAUGUUACGGCCUGGACCUGAAUUAUGUGGACCCAACUGUGGUCGCACUUCGAGUUAUCAGCAAUUUGUGCUCCGGCGUGACAACAAGCGAAUUGGACAACUUGGCGGCUGAAACUGCGGUGUCUAUUGUUGAUCAACACCCAGAUUACAUAAUCUUGGCGGCCAGAAUAGCCAUAUCCAAUCUGCAAAAGCAGACGAAGGAGCUCUUCAGUGAGGUGAUGGCUGAUUUGUAUCACGCUGCAAGCUCGGCCACGAAGAACUGCUCGCCCAUAAUCAGCGAGAAAUAUUUUAACAUUAUCCAAAGCAACGCGCACAAGUUGGACUCCGCGAUAAUGCACGAGAGAGAUUUUAAUUAUUCUUAUGCCACGUUUAAGAUGCUCGAACGCGAUCACUUGUUGAAACUGAAUGGAAAAGUCGUUGAAAGGCCGCAGUACAUGUUGAUGCGCGUUGCCGUAGCUAUUCACGGCGAGGAUAUCGAUAAAGCUGUUGAAACCUACAACUUUAUGUCUAAGCAGUAUUUCAUACACAACGCAUUGACGAUAGACACCGCGUGUACCGUUAAGCAACAAAUGGCCAACUUAUAUUCGUUAACAAUGUCUAGCGAUAGCAUAGAUGGAAUAUUGGACACGUUGGAGAAAUUUGCUGUUCUUUGCCAUCAUGAUGGAGAGAUAGGGUUCAAUGUGCACUGUAUUCGAGCGAAGAACACGCCCAUAAGAGGCACAGGAGGCGUGUCGAACGGACUGGUGCCUAUGCUAAGAGCGUACAACACGUCUAUUGCGACUGUCUCCAAAUACGGCAAGAGCGAAGGGCCGGUUACUGUGUACUUGGAGAUCUGGCAUUCCGAUAUCCCCGAGUUCAUAAAUCUCAAGAAGAGUAUUGGCGACGAGAAAUUAAGGGCUAAGGGUAUGUGUUACGGAUUAUUGAUUCCGGAUAUAUUUAUGAGACGUAUUUAUGACAAUGGCUUGUGGUCCUUCAUGUGUCCGCAUGAAUGUCCUGGACUAGUCGAAGCUUACGGUGAUGAAUUUGAAGCUUUGUAUACCAGGUAUGAAAAGGAAGGGCGUAUUCGAAAACAAAUUAAUGCCAGGGACAUAUGGGUUAGCAUUGUUGAUCUACAAUGUGAGAUGGGAGAGCCAUUUAUAAUUUACAAAGAUCAUUGCAAUCGCAAGUCGAACCAUCAGAAUUUGGGUACGAUUAAAGGCAGCGGUUUCUCCACCGAGAUCGUUCAGUAUUCGAGUUCCGACGAGGUUGCCGCGUGCAAUACAGCCUCGAUCGCUGUCAACAUGUUCGUGAAUUCUGACAAGAGAGCUUUCGACUUUUAUAAACUCAAGGAAGUAGCGAAAGUCGUCACCCGCAAUUUGGAUAAAAUGAUCGACAUCGAUUUCUAUCCUCUCCCAGAGGCAAAAUUGUCAUGCAAUAAACACAGAGCUAUCGGCAUUGGCAUCCAAGGACUAGCGGAUACAUUCAUCUUAAUGAGAUUCCCGUAUGAAAGCAAGGAAGCUUCAGGACUCAACGUCCAGAUUUUCGAGACUCUCUAUUAUGGCGCUCUAGAGGCUAGCUGUGAGUUAGCUGCCGAGAAAGGCCCUUAUGAGUCGUACGAGGGCAGUCCAGUCAGUAAGGGUGUCCUUCAGUAUGACAUGUGGAAUGUAAAACCGUCAAAUUUAUGGGAUUGGGAUAUCUUGAAGGCAAAAAUUGCCAAAUACGGAGUGCGCAAUUCUUUGCUAAUAGCGCAAAUGACGGUUGCAUCUAUGGCACAAAUGUUGGAAACUAACGUAUCAGUUGAAACAUACACGAGCAACUUAUACACGAUACAGACAUCGUCGAAGAAGUAUUCCGUUGUUAAACCACACUUGCUGCGAGACCUAAUCGAGAGAGGUCUUUGGAAUCAGGACAUGUAUAAGAAAAUCAUUAGUAAUGGCGGAUGUAUACAAAACAUUGAAGACAUACCCGAGGAUAUGAGGCUGAUUUACAGAACUGUUUGGGACAUUCCACAAAAGGCUUUCUUCGCGAUGGCUUCUUCUCGUGCACCUUUUGUCGAUCAGUCGCAAUGUUUAGAUGUUCAUAUGACUGAUCCGAAGCCGAAGCUCACAGCCCUUCAUUAUUGUGCUUGGGAAGUAGGUUUGAAAAGUAGUAUGCACAAUCUCAUAACUGACAAGGAUAAUGUAAAAUAAACAAGAUAAAGUUAAUGUGUGUUUAAACAAAACAAAAGUCCAAAGAAAAGUGAAAACACUGAACUUCAUAUCGGACCGAAAGCGAGGGUCUUAUAAAUUUUUAUAAUAAAAAUAUAUUAAUAAAUAA